Messenger RNA from Belonocnema kinseyi, 1902 nucleotides. Its product is annotated as dynein beta chain, ciliary-like. Gene Ontology annotation, biological process: microtubule-based movement. The transcript has 7 exons. The record is from RefSeq and is a predicted model, not a curated record. Gene Ontology annotation, molecular function: ATP hydrolysis activity; dynein light intermediate chain binding; dynein intermediate chain binding. Gene Ontology annotation, cellular component: dynein complex. NCBI's taxonomy places the organism in Eukaryota, Metazoa, Arthropoda, Insecta, Hymenoptera, Cynipidae. Bases 1 to 1902 code for a protein of 633 amino acids.
AUGGAAAACAAACCGAUAUACAACGAUCUGAAUCCUAAAGCCGUGACCAAUGAUGAACUUUUUGGAAUCAUCAAUCCAGCCACCCGAGAAUGGAAGGAUGGUUUAUUUUCUGUGAUAAUGAAAGAGCAAGCUAAUCUUGAAGGUCAAAAUCCUAAAUGGAUCGUACUUGAUGGAGAUAUUGAUCCAAUGUGGAUUGAGUCACUCAAUACAGUCAUGGACGACAACAAAGUCCUGACUCUAGCCAGCAAUGAAAGAAUAACUUUGAAUCAAGCUAUGAGGUUACUAUUUGAAAUAUCGAAUCACAGAACUGCUACCCCUGCUACUGUUUCUAGAGCUGGAAUUAUUUACAUCAAUCCUCAAGAUCUAGGUUGGAAUCCUUACGUAACCAGCUGGAUUGAAAAAAGAACAUUGCCGAAUGAAAAAUCUAAUCUGGUGAUUUUGUUUGACAAAUACAUUUCACAAUGUUUGGAAACACUUAGAACAAGGUUCAAGAAGAUUACACCAAUUGCUGACAUGGCUCAUGUCGAAAUGCUUUGUCAUCUUCUUAACUGCUUAUUGACAUCUGAAUUGACAGCAACUGAUUUCAUUAAGGAUGACUAUGAAAUGUAUUUUGUAUUUGCAUCCGUAUGGGCCUUUGGGUCCUCUAUAUUCCAGGGUCAGACUGUGGAUUAUCGGGUGGAAUUCACCAAAUGGUGGGUCAACGAAUUCAAACAAGUGAAAUUUCCUGUUCAAGGAACAGUAUUCGACUAUUACAUUGACUCUGAAACAAAAACCUUUGUAUCUUGGACUCAACGUCUUCCAAAAUUCGAAUUGGAUCCAGAUAUUUCACUGCAAGCAAUUCUUGUUUACACAUCUGAAUCAAUCAGGAUCCGAUAUUUCCUGGAUCUCCUGAUGGCUGAAAAGUAUCCUGUAAUGUUGGUUGGUACAGCAGGUAGUGGAAAGACGGUUUUGGAUUCAGAGAAACUACUUCAGCUUUCAGAAAACUAUGCAGUCGCGAACGUACCUUUUAACUUCUACACGUCAUCUGAGAUGCUUCAGAAGAUACUAGAGAAGCCACUGGAGAAAAAAGCUGGCAGAAAUUAUAGACCACCUGGUAACAAGACCCUGGUGUAUUUCAUUGAUGACAUGAACAUGCCAGAGGUAGAUACAUAUGGCACAGUUCAACCUCACACCUUGAUUAGGCAACAUCUGGAUUAUGGACAUUGGUAUGAUAGGACAAAGCUGACCUUGAAGGAUAUUCACAAUUGUCAGUAUGUUAGUUGUAUGAACCCAACAGCUGGGUCCUUUACUAUUAAUCCAAGAUUGCAGAGACAUUUUUCUGUAUUUGCUGUCAGCUUUCCAAACGCUGAUUCUUUGACCACCAUAUAUGCAAAUUUUCUUACCAACAGCUAUGAAAUUUCACUACAUCUUCAACAAUAUUUCAAAGAAAUUCCAGACAAUUCGAGGAAAUUCACAGGAAAUCAAGAUGAAUUAAAAAUACUUCAAGUCGAUAAAACCAAAAAUUUGGCGGAAAAUAUAAUUAGGAUCACAAGUGAAUUCGGUAUCCCCGUGAGUACUCUCUCGACGAUAUUGAAGGAUCAGGACAAAAUUUUGAAGGUGUUGGAAGAAACAUCUUGUUUGCCACAGAGUAAAAGAUGCUCAUUAGACAGAACCUUGACAUUCAAAUGGGAUACUUGUCAUGGAGGAAAGAAGAGUAAAGAACGUGUGACAGUCAUGGAAGGAACUAAUAUGACUGCAACAGAAAAAUUGAAACUAUUUGUGAUUACACAAACGUCUCAUCCGGUAAAUUUGGUGUUCCGAACAGUCGGCGAGGAACAAAGUAUCUGCAACGAACAUGCUUGCCAUGGAAUAGUUCCAUGGAAUAGUCCAUGGAAUAGUUCCACGGACGAAGAACAAGCUUAG